Suillus discolor is the source of this 790-nucleotide messenger RNA. RefSeq lists its product as uncharacterized. The coding region runs from base 160 to 498 and encodes 112 amino acids. The record is from RefSeq and is a predicted model, not a curated record. The transcript has 3 exons. NCBI's taxonomy places the organism in Eukaryota, Fungi, Basidiomycota, Agaricomycetes, Boletales, Suillaceae.
GCAACUUUAGUCGAUCGAAGCCUUUAACAAGUCUCUGGUUGUUAUCCCCCAACCGUCUUCUAUUAUUUCCCUCCCGCCGUCUUUCACGACGUGUGACGCUCGUGCAGCCCCUGCUGGUGCUCAGCGCAGCUUUCCAGCCUCCCAUUAAAUAUUAGGGCCAUGUUUUCCAUGUUUCUCGUCACCUUUCUCUCCGCUAUUAUCCUGCUAUGUCUAUUUUCACCUGUAGUCAGAAGGUCUAUCAUGGCUGGUGACGACCUCCUUGAUGCCCACGAGUCAGGUUUAGCUCUCGUCGCGUCCCGUAAUCCAUUCAAGGAAUCAGGACCUCCAGCGUGCAUGGCCAAACUUAUCAUGUUGAGGCAUAAAAUUCAGACGGGUACACGCAAACGUAGAUCCCCGACGCUCUCACGCCAAUCACGAAAUAUCGCACUCAUCCAACCCACUCGCCCGCGCGCAUCCUGGGUUCGUUUUGGAAGAAAUUUUGGACAUCAAUAUCACUAAAUUACAAGCAUCUUCAAUCAUUUCACACUUCUAAUGUCUGGGCCGAGUCUCGUAGAGCCUUAUCGCCCGUUAUUUAUAUCUCCGCGAUACCCAUCUUAGAUAUCUACCUUGUUCAUCUUUUUCUGGGUGUACAUGCCUCUCUUCGCCUUCCAUCCACACUUUUGCUUUGUCAACAUACGUGUUCUUUGUUGCAUCUUUACUUUGCAGUGAUGUUAUUACAGGUGGAAAAUAAAUGUACAGAAUAGACCUUUGGCGGAACAACAAUGGUGAUGGCAUAGGAUUGAACAUGAAU